Camellia sinensis is the source of this 470-nucleotide messenger RNA. NCBI's taxonomy places the organism in Eukaryota, Viridiplantae, Streptophyta, Magnoliopsida, Ericales, Theaceae. The record is from RefSeq and is a predicted model, not a curated record.
AUUGUUAAGGAAGAUGAAGAACCUGUGGAAUUCCUUGCAUUGUUGAGUUAUUUAUAAGCUAGAGGAAUUGAGGAGAGAUUCUGCAAUCUCAGUAGCUCAUUUCUUGCGCCAUUUAUUCAGCAUGCAUAGUUUUGCCUGCAAUUUUGUUUGGCAUAUCAAUGAACCUUGCCCGACAAAACUAUGAAGGAGGCUUUGAUUCUCACAUUGGUUGUACAGUUGUGUGUGAACACCCUCCUCCCUCAUAACCACAAUGCAAUUGUCCCUACUGACUGAACCUGCUCUUUGUAUAUCUCUGCUAUGGCUUUAGAAACUGACUUCAGAACCCAUUUCAGGCAAAUAGUUUGAAAGUACUUUUCUUCACGUAACUUGUGUUUUUUCUUUAGCAUUUUUAGGUCAUGUUUGGUGACAUUUCUAUGGCCUAUUUGAUGCACCUUAUGAGUCUGGUUUAAAUUUUUUGAAAAUUUGUGUUA